AUGGUCUGUGAUGUUACCUCAGCUUCCUGGCAGCGUGGCGCUGACAGCUCGCAGCAAUCCUGCUUGCACUUGCUGCAAUACGAUGUGGCGUUGGAGCCGCUCAAGACACAGGGCGUCCAGUGGCUCGCACAGAAUAUGCGCAUGCCUGCAAAUGGUGACCAGCCCCACGGACACGGAGACCUGGCAGAACUGGGGCAUCGAUUCGGCUGGGUGUGCAGCUCGGUCGUGAUUGCCAUCGGUACCCUCCUGGCAGUGGCAUUUCUCUGUGCGCUCUGCAUUGGGCUGCCGCGAAAGCAGCCAAAAGAUCGCAGCACGUCCGACUGGGCUCUGACGGUGUACCUGUGCAUCGUUACGACGUUCAUCUACUUUGGCACUGACCAAUACAUUCCAAGUCUUCCGCAGAUGGGGCGGGAUCUGAAAGGAUCUGAGACGCUCCUCAGUGGUUCGGUCCAGCUGAGCUUCCUUGUGAAAGCCUUGGCCGCAUUGCUAUUCACACCUCUCUCCGAUUACAUUGGCCGGAGGCCGAUUUUUGUUUCGUGCCUAGUUGCGUUAGUCAUGGGGUCACUCGCCUCUGCAUUCGCACCGACUGUUUACUGGUAUCUCGCGGCUCGGGCCAUCCAGUCGCUUGGCGAGGCACUUGAGCCACUCGUCUUCGCCACCAUCCGCGACUGCUUCCCAGACAUGCAAGAACGGCUGCUGUGCAUGUCUGCCGUUGGAUCGAUGUCCUUGAUUGGUAAAGCAAGUGCACCAGUCCUUGGAGGAUUGAUGGCCGAGGCCACGCACUGGCGGGUGCCUUUUCUCGUCUUGUCCCUGGUUUGGACCGGCUUAGCCUGUUGGGGAGCCCGAUAUCUUUCAGAAACCAGCCCUGAGACCGAGCACUACAGUUAUUCCACCAGGCUGGCACGUGUGCUCUCUGAUCCAUGGCUUGUCACGAUACUUCUCACACAAAGUUGCAUCUAUGGGACUUACUAUUCAUUCACUGCGAACAUCAGCUACAUCGCGGAAAAUAUCCACAACCGGAGUAUCGCCACGACCUCUUACCUUAUAGCUGGUUUUUCUCUGUGCUCCACUGUCGGCAUACCUGUGGCCCAGAUCUUUCACAGCUCCAGCAUCUUGCGAACAGCAAAACUGUGGGUGACAGCCUUUGGUGUGGGCAGCGGCCUGAUCUUCUUGCUUGCAGCGUUCUUUUCCGAACAACUUUGGAGCUACACUGGUAGCUCCAUGGUCAUGGGCUUCUGCUACACGUGCUGUAUUCCCCUCUCCGUUAUAUAUCUGGAGCCCUUGGCCGACAUAGCAGGCACGGCAACAGCUGUUCUCGUUUUUGCGCAAGGAGGACCACCAGCCGUCUUCUCUGCCAUCGCGACGCAGUGUGCGAUUUGGGAUGGUCAGCGAGGAAUCACCGCCUUUCAGGCUGCCAGCGCUUUGCUGACAGCGACCGUCUUCUGGCUGGGCCUGCUCUUGGGCUUUGAAGAAGCUGGCGAUCCGGACGGAAAGGCGGCAAAGUGA
Molecule: messenger RNA, 1506 nt
Organism: Symbiodinium necroappetens
Lineage: Eukaryota; Dinophyceae; Suessiales; Symbiodiniaceae
Source: the annotation of a GenBank genome assembly